UUGGAAGAAAUAAGCAGCCCGAGACGUGGAGCAUUUAGUUAUGUUUUGACCUGAGAAGUUCUUAAUAAAUCUGUCUUAGGUCUAUCUGUCUCAUUAAAAAAAAAAAUUUUAAGUGCUGUUUAUAGUAAAGUAUAUAUUUCAAAAUGCGCCUAUUUUCUUCAUUGUUAAAAGUUGGAAUCAGCGGUGGAGCUCUAUAUUUUGCUGUUGACCAAGAUUUAUUAAGUAUUAAUCAGAAAGAAUCAAUAGAUGCUUCAAAAAAGGUUAUAGGCGCUUUACCAGGCCUCGAAGACUAUUCAAAAAAAGUUGAAAUUGGAAUAACAAAGAAUGAUGUCAUCAAUUAUUGGAAUUCAGGUAUCAAAACUGCUAUAUCUGCAUUGGCUAGUUUACCUGCAAACAGCAAGGAAGCAUUUCACGUAGGAAUGAAUUAUGUGACAGAUGAAAUUAAGAACCAAAUGAAGAAGAGUUCUUGAAAAUAUUUAUUUAAUAUCUAUGUUUGUUUCACACAGUGAAGUAUCUGUUGUGAACUUCUUAAUAAUAGUUGUUAGAAAUAUUUAUUCUAUUUAGUUAUUCAAAAUAAAGGGAUUUGUUCUUGAUUUUUAAUCAUA
Parasteatoda tepidariorum (common house spider) is the source of this 605-nucleotide messenger RNA. Its product is annotated as MICOS complex subunit MIC13. Lineage: Eukaryota; Metazoa; Arthropoda; Arachnida; Araneae; Theridiidae. Gene Ontology annotation, cellular component: mitochondrial crista junction; MICOS complex. Gene Ontology annotation, biological process: cristae formation. The record is from RefSeq and is a predicted model, not a curated record.